AUGGCAGUCGAGUACGAGUUUGGCGGACCUCUUGGUGCCGCCGGCAUUGUCUUCGGCCUCCCGUUGCUGCUCUAUUCCUUCGCGUUUGGCUGUAACGAUGUUGCUGGCUGCCCCAUUCCUUCUCUGCUCCCUGGGCGUGCUCUGACUUGGGGGAAUGUGAAGGCAGAGACGGGCCUUGCAGAUCUCAGCAUAAACAGCUUCAUCACAUGGGAAGUUCUCUUCGUCACUGUCGGCUAUUAUGCUUACAGCCUGCUUCUCUGGAGACUUCUGCCUGCCAGCCAGGUUCACGGCACCAAACUGGUCCACCAUGGCCGCCCGCUGUCAUAUCGCUUCAAUUCAUUCUAUGCCAGUGUGGUUACACUCACCAUCUGUGCUGUUGGAACGUACCUGCAUGGUGCUCACUUCGCUGUCUGGACUUAUAUCGCCGACAACUAUGUGCAGCUUUUGACCGCUAAUAUCCUGAUCUCAUACGCUCUAUCUGUGUUUCUCUACAUCCACAGUUUUAGCGUGGACACGAAAUACCCCAACCGCGAUCUUCGCGAGUUGGCCGCUGGAGGCACCACCGGGAAUCUGAUCUACGACUUCUACAUCGGCCGCGAAUUAAAUCCCCGUGUAACUCUGCCAUUCUUCGGAGAAAUCGAUAUCAAGACCUGGUGCGAAGUCUGCCCUGGUUUGACCUUGUGGGCCCUGCUAGACCUGGCCUUCAUCGCCCAGCAAUAUCGCAACUACGGCUACAUCUCCGACAGUAUUGUCUUCACCGCUGUCGUCCAAGCGUACUACAUCUUCAGCAGCCAGUACGGCGAAUCCAGUAUCCUGACCAUGAUGGACAUUACCACCGACGGCAUGGGCUUCAUGCUCACCUUUGGUGACCUCGCCUGGGUUCCCUUCUUGUACUCCACGCAGUGUCGCUACCUCUCGACAUACCCCGUGCACCUGGGUUGGGUACACAUCGCUACCAUGUGCGCCGUUUUUAUCCUUGGGAUAUAUAUCUUCAGGGCUGCCAAUACCCAGAAACACGUAUUCCGAACCGAUCCUAAUAACCCUGCCGUAGCUAAGCUGUCUUAUAUCCAAACUAAGCGGGGCACACGACUCCUGACAGCUGGAUGGUGGGGGAUCUCUAGACACAUCAACUACUUUGGCGACUGGAUGCAGUCUCUCCCGUUCAGCCUGCCAACGGCACUCGCUGGAUACCUUAUUCUCCCGGCGGGUAGCACCGUAGGCGAUGCCAUUCCGAUGUUGGAUGGCCGACUGGUGGUUCAAGGACCCGCGGCUGGCUGGGGCAUGGUCUUUACCUACUUCUAUGUUCUUUACUUCGCCGUACUAUUGAUCCAUCGCGAAGGUCGAGACGAUGCCAUGUGUCGCAAGAAGUAUGGAGAUGACUGGGCGGAGUACAAGCGGAUUGUGCGAUGGAAGAUCGUGCCUUGGCUGUAUUGA
Molecule: messenger RNA, 1434 nt
Organism: Aspergillus puulaauensis
Lineage: Eukaryota; Fungi; Ascomycota; Eurotiomycetes; Eurotiales; Aspergillaceae
Exons: 3
Coding region: 1-1434 (477 amino acids)
Biological process (GO): ergosterol biosynthetic process
Cellular component (GO): endoplasmic reticulum membrane
Molecular function (GO): Delta14-sterol reductase activity
Source: RefSeq, a predicted model, not a curated record